CGGAGUCACUGCUCGGAUUACUUUAUAAACAGGUCAGUUAGCGCGCUGCUAACCUCAUGAUGUUUAUAACUACGGAGUUCAAUGGACACACCACGGCUGCAAGAGAACAGCAUCUCUGGUGUUCAGCUGAAGCUCCUCCACGAUGGAGUCUCAUCUCUCCACAUCUGGAGGAGAACCCCCUGUCCCAUAACUGCAGAAACCCACAGCCGAACCUCCAGAACCAAGCUUAUGCGUCUAUGAAGAGUAACAACUCAAUGAUUCAACCUUUCACCUUCAGUAAUAAAGGAGAACCUCCAGAACCCAGCUAUGUGUCUAUGAAGAGUAACAACUCAAUUAUUCAACCUCUUACCUUCAGUAAUAAAGGAGAACCUCCAGCAUCCAGUGGUAGGAGUGGUCUUGUCCAGGAUCAGUCCAGGUGUGGAGUGUGUGAGCAGGUUCUGACAGAUCCAGUCUCGAUCACCUGUGGACACAGUUUCUGCAGACGGUGUAUCAACAGCUUCAGGAAUAGAACUGCUCUGUCAGGAGUCUUUAUUUGUCCCUGCUGCAGAAAGAGAUCUAGAACACUUCCUGUUUUACAUCCAGACAUAGAGGAGUCUAUAAAUCAGGAUUCCUAUCAACUAGUGGAUGAUGUUCUGCAGAGUGUCUUACAGAAACAUAAAACCAGCAUGAAGAACAGAUACAAGAGCUUAUAAGAGGGAAUCAAAACACCAGAGAAUAGAACCCUCCUGAACAGUAUUUACACUCAGCUCUACAUCAUAGACGGAGAGAGUGAAGUAGUGAAUAAAGAACAUGAGGUUCUACAGAUGGAGAAAAAAUCCAGCAGAUACUUACAGGACACUCCAAUCAACUGCUCAGAUAUCUUUAAACCUGUAGAAGAUCCUAAAGGAGAACCUGAAAAUGAGAACAUGGCGGAUAGUGGUGUCAGAUAGAUCAAAAGACAAGAAGAUGAAAGACUAAAGAAGAUCAGAACUGUUCUGACUAAAGGAAUUGCUGGAAUUGGGAAAACUGUCUCUGUGCAGAAGUUAAUUCUGGACUGGGCUGAAGGAAAAGCCAAUCAGGAUGUAGAUUUCAUGUUUGUGUUCCCACUCCGAGAGCUGAACCUGAUUAAAGAAGAUCAGUACAGUCUUCAUACACUUCUGUGUGCUUUCCACCCUGAUCUCAAAUAUCUGGUCCCUAAGAUCUACGAUACAUGCAGAGUUGUGUUCAUCCUUGAUGGACUGGAUGAAAGCAGAAUUCCACUGAACUUUGUGGAGUGUGAGAAAGUGUCUGAUGUAACCAUGACAUCAUCAGUUGAUGUGUUGAUUACAAACCUUCUUAAAGGAGAGCUGCUGCCCUUUGCUCACAUCUGGAUCACCUCCCGUCCAGCAGCAGCCAAUCAGAUUCCUUCUUGAUACAUCAGCCGUGUGACAGAAAUUCAGGGGUUUAAUGAUCCACAGAAGGAGGAGUACUUCAGG
Astyanax mexicanus (Mexican tetra) is the source of this 1454-nucleotide messenger RNA. RefSeq lists its product as uncharacterized. The record is from RefSeq and is a predicted model, not a curated record. NCBI's taxonomy places the organism in Eukaryota, Metazoa, Chordata, Actinopteri, Characiformes, Acestrorhamphidae. The transcript is spliced from 4 exons. The coding region runs from base 57 to 692 and encodes 211 amino acids.